Messenger RNA from Rhizophagus irregularis DAOM 181602=DAOM 197198, 1131 nucleotides. The record is from RefSeq and is a predicted model, not a curated record. NCBI's taxonomy places the organism in Eukaryota, Fungi, Glomeromycota, Glomeromycetes, Glomerales, Glomeraceae.
AUGCAAUCCACUGAUUCAUUGAGAGAAUUAAAUGCCAAGCUCUUAGUCGAGAUUGCCAAGCUUAGGAAGGAGAAUGCUGAGAUUCCCGAACUUAAAAAGAAGUUGCUAAAAUUUGCUGAGGAUGAGGUUGAGAAUGUAAGGCUGAAGCAAAUUAUUGAAGAGAAUGCAAGGCGUGAUGCUGAGAAUGUUGAACUCAAGUCCAGAGUCAGAGAGCUUGAAACUAGACUUGCAUUAUUAGAACAGGGUUCAGCAGUGAAUGAGAUGUUAUUGUUAUUUGGUCAGACACAAAAUGGUGACGAAGCGAUGCCAACUGUUGACGUACCCAAUUCUGUAAUAGAUCAGCUCAAUAAUGAAGCAUAUAAGAAAAGCAUUAGUAAUGAAAUUAGAGAGAAGAGGCGGGAAAAGAAGCAGAAAGAUCAAAAGGCACUCGUAAUUUCUCAGGAUGUGACUAAAAUCCCUGAGGUCAUAGACAUGUUAACUUCAGAGCAAGACGAGCAAGACUUAUCACAAUCUUAUGAGGCUAAUUCUGAGAGCAUAAAAUCCGCAUCUUGCGUCUUAUCGAAGCAACCGCAAGAACUUAAAUCCGAUUUGCAUGAUGAAGUUAUUGCCAAGUUGGAUAAAAAUAUAAUUAUGGAACAGGAGUUAAAGCAACAGUUAUCAUCACCUGCACAUACAUCUACAUCAGAUCAAACUUUAGAAGAACAGGAUCCAUCUUUAGAUACCGCACAAAAUAUAGUUUGCAUGUUCAGGAAAGCUAAUAAGCUUAGUCAAGAAGCAAUUUUAUACUGGUGCUACUUUAUAGAAAAAUAUAACAAAAGGAUUGAUAACCUUGUUGUUGGUGGAGUUAAGAAAAAAACUGCAACAUCUAUAGUAUAUCAAGAAAUCAGGUAUCAUGUGAGUUCAGUGAUAAAUUCACACAAUGAAACCGUGAAGAUUCUUCACGAUCAGAGUCAUGUGACUUCAAAAAUUAAUCCGACUAAUGCAUAUAUUUCUCCAAAAGCUAAGACGUUGGACCAAUAUCCUACUUUAUAUAGAGAAUUUAGUAGCGAAAAUUUUGAUUAUUAUGGCAUUACUGAUGAAACAUCAUGCGAGGACAGGACCCCAGACAUCACAUAUAUAACUCACGUUUGA